AGAGUUCAAAUUCCUAUAUGUUUGUCGUGUCAUAGAUUUCACUCAUGUGGCUCUGAAUUUCAGCCAAGAUUCGUUUUUUCGUUCUGUGUUUGUUAAUUAAUUUAUUUAAUUUUAACCUAUCUCCACCGCCAACCACUUAUUGCAUUCUAUACGCAUAGAAAAACAACAUUAUCGUCUGCUUCUUCCCACUCCACGAUUUGGGCAGGCGAGCCAACAUUUUGCCCAAUCUUUUGAUUUUUCAAUUCGGUCCAAUCGAAACCCUAACUAAUCCCCUUUCGAUUGCGAUUUCUAGGGUUUCUGCGCAAAGGGGCGUGAUCUGUUUGGUUGUUAUCAUCUCGGAUUAAACGGAUCGAGCAAGAUGGGUGAUGUAGUGAAAGAUCUGACAGCUGGCACCGUUGGAGGGGCAGCGCAGUUGGUAGUGGGGCACCCUUUCGACACGAUCAAGGUCAAACUCCAAAGUCAACCUGCCCCAAUUCCCGGUCAACCUCCAAAAUUCUCGGGGGCCAUAGAUGCUGUGAAGCAAACGAUAGCUGCAGAAGGGCCGAGAGGUUUGUACAAGGGAAUGGGGGCCCCACUUGCCACUGUGGCGGCUUUUAACGCGGUGUUGUUCACAGUUAGAGGACAAAUGGAGGCGUACUUGAGGUCUGAACCUGGUACUCCUCUUACGGUGGGCCAGCAGGUUGUCUGUGGCGCUGGUGCAGGUGUUGCUGUCUCGUUUCUCGCUUGUCCCACCGAAUUGAUCAAAUGCAGAUUGCAAGCCCAAAGCGCGAUAGCAACAACCACCGAAGCAACGGUCGCCGGCGCUGCUGCCGCCACCGCCACCGCCACCGCCGCGGCGGUGAAGUACGGUGGGCCGAUGGACGUGGCAAGGCACGUACUCCGAUCGGAAGGUGGGGCGAGGGGCCUCUUCAAGGGGCUAAUUCCCACCUUCGCGCGCGAAGUACCCGGAAACGCCGCCAUGUUUGGUGUCUACGAGGCUUUCAAGCAGUACUUGGCAGGGGGCCAAGACACCUCAACCUUGGGGAGGGGGUCGUUGAUUAUGGCCGGUGGCUUAGCUGGCGCUUCUUUCUGGGUCUCCGUUUAUCCGACAGAUGUCGUCAAGAGUGUGCUCCAGGUGGACGAUUUCAAGAACCCUAAAUAUUCUGGAUCUAUCGAUGCUUUUAGAAAGAUCUUGAAAUCGGAGGGUGUUAAGGGGCUCUAUAAGGGUUUCGGGCCCGCAAUGUGCCGGAGUGUUCCGGCGAACGCCGCGUGCUUCUUGGCUUACGAGGUUACUAGGUCUAGUUUAGGCUGAUUUAUGAAAUUACCCGUUGCUUUCGGGAAAUUAAAUGUUCUUUUUUUCUUUUAAUUAUUUUCAUUUUCAUUUUUAUUGAUGUUUCUAAUUGGGAAUUGUGAAUAUUUGCAUGGUUAAGAUGGAUUGCUGUCAUUUUUAUUUUCUUUUAAUAAAAUUUGGCCUUAUAAUA
Erythranthe guttata (spotted monkey flower) is the source of this 1460-nucleotide messenger RNA. It is a transcript of the gene BOU, whose product is annotated as Mitochondrial substrate carrier family protein. The record is from RefSeq and is a predicted model, not a curated record. NCBI's taxonomy places the organism in Eukaryota, Viridiplantae, Streptophyta, Magnoliopsida, Lamiales, Phrymaceae. Gene Ontology annotation, biological process: mitochondrial L-ornithine transmembrane transport. Gene Ontology annotation, molecular function: L-ornithine transmembrane transporter activity.